GACCUGAAAAAAGAGUGUGAGAGGCGAUCCCAGCAGUUACAAGAAAUGGGGCGCAGGGAGCGCCUCAUUAAGUCGGAUCUGGAUCUGGCAGCAGCUCAGGCACAGCGCUUUAGACACCAACUUACUGAAGCCCUCUUUUCACAACUUCCAGAGAAGGCACUAACAGAUCAGCAGAUUGUUGAGAAGAUAGAGGAAAUCCAGGUGACCAGUGAAGAGUAUUGCCAAAGGGAGGCACUGCUGAAAGAGGAGUUACUUGCCAAGAACUCUGAAAUUGAGGAAGUGUCUGGAAAUGUUGAGCUGUUGAAGAAAGCGUUGGAUGGACUUCAGGAUUUCUUGGGAACCUCUUACUGCAGCAACAGCUUGAGGAAAGAGAUCUGCAAUCUUCAGAAUCUGUGCCUGACCCCGCCUGCCUUGGGAGUCCAGACCUCAACGGCCGGAGUCCUCUGCAGUUUGCUGGGCUGGGUGGAUGCAGUGGAAUGUCUCCUUCGGGAUGUGGGGCUUGAUGUGUCUGGCUCUGAAAAAGGAAUGGCUUCCUACAUGAAGAAGCUGCUGGGCAAACACCAUGAGACCAUGGCCAAACUCCAGACGCUGCAGAACCAGCUGAAGAUGGCAGAGAUGUCUCAGGAUUCCUUCCUGCAGGAGAAGCUAAGUGAACUGAAAGAAAAACUCGAGGAGCAAUUUCGAGACAGAGAGCGAGAACUUCAGGAGAAUGAGAAGGUUCUGGAGGGGCUGGCUGCCCUGGAGGAAGCAAAAUUAAAGGAGGCAAUUGAUGAAGAAAAGACAAAGGUCCGAGAUUUGGAAGCUCAGAUGAAGCGAUCGGCUGAGGUAAUUGAACUUAAAACAAAAUCAGAAGAAGCUCUAAAUGCCAAGAUAAAGAAGGCUCUGGAGAGCCUAGAAGAGGCUACAAGAAGAAAGACAGUGGCAGAAGAGAAGCUAACCGUCUGGGAGAAACGUCUGAAGAGCAUUGAGAAUGAGAAUGAGAUGCAGAAGCAGAAGCAUCAGGAGGAGAUAACAGAAUAUAAGGAACAGAUCAAGCAACACUCAAAGACAAUAGUGGACUUGGAAAACAAAUUUGUGGAAGCUGUCCAGAAGCUGAAGGCGGCAAAGGAGGAAAAUGCAAAGCUUCAGAAGCAAAUAGAAGACAUGCAGAGGGAAUCUUGCAAGUUGUUGCCAGCUCAUCCACCAGAAGUUCCUUGCCCGGAAGGCUCUGAUGUUUUCCUGAAGGAAGGAUUAGCAGCUGCAAAGCAUGAAAUCGUGUCCAACCAGGCUGUCAUUUCAGAGUUAAAGAAGGAACUCUCAGAAGCCAGAGCCAGGGUGUCUGAUGUGAUUGGAGAACUCAGUGAAAAACAGAAGAUGGAGCUAGAGCAGAAACGGCAUCUUGUCCACAGCCAAGCCCACGAACUCAACCAGCUUCGAGAGAAACUCUUUGAGAUGUCCAAGCUUGUGGACCAGAAAGAUGCAGACCUCAAAGCACAAAGCGAAGAAUUAAGGAACAUCAGAGGGAAGCUGCAGGAGCUGGCGACAGAGAGGAAGGAAAAGGCAGGUGAGCCCAAGAAAAUUGCACAGCACAAGAGCGUGCAGACAAGGUCCUCCACCCCGGACGAAGCCCCCACAAGCAAGAAGGCAAGUGGCACUCGAAGCAGGGAACACUGCGGAGCACUCUGGUAGUACUGGUGGGGACCUCUCCUGUACCUGGUAUUUGCCUUCGGAGCAAUGUGCUGGGAACAUGGAUGAAGAAGACUUGGGGCAUCAAAGCCCUGUCAACCAGAUUGAGUGUGGCGAGCUGUAAAAUGGGGAUAAUAAGAUGGCUCAGCUUUCAGGAUCAUUGUAAAGAACACAGGGAGAUCUGUAUGCAGAGUCCAAUUACAGGUCCAAUUAGUAUUGUCUGCACCAGCAGUGGAGAACCUCCAACCCACGGGGCAUAUGGCUAAGCCUUGCCCAUCUAUACCCUGAUGCCGUAUAUACAAUGUCAGGUGUCGGGCAGCUAUAAGGUGGAGCUGAUCUACACUCACCAGUGCUGAAAGGUUUUAGAUAGGGGUCUUUUCUAGCCCAAAUUUGGUAUGCUGGGGAUUGAACUUGGUCAGGAAUCUUGUCUUGAAACAGCCACAUGGCUGAUUGGUUUCAACUGCUCAUCUCUGUGCCAGCAGGACAAAGGUGGAAGACUCUUUUUGGCCAAAGGUGAAUUCCUUUGUUUUCAGGGGCUACUUAUCAGAGGGGAGGGAUGUGGCUUGGGAAGAGGGCGGCAUGACUUGGCCCCUGGAGCUGAGGUUCCCCACCCUUGUGUCACAAGAGCACGCUGGUCAGUAAUCACACAGUUCAGAGUUGGAGUUAACGUCAUUAGCAAACACAUGAUCGCCACAGACAUGGUUGAGUGUCAGGCCUAAUGAGCACAACAGCUCAUUCUCAGUGGUCUUCCUCUAUGAAUAUCAGUUGUCAAGACUGAAAGUCUUAUCACCUAAGUCCCCUCCUCUCCAGGGCUUUUCCAGGAACCAG
Messenger RNA from Podarcis muralis (Common wall lizard), 2493 nucleotides. The record is from RefSeq and is a predicted model, not a curated record. NCBI's taxonomy places the organism in Eukaryota, Metazoa, Chordata, Lepidosauria, Squamata, Lacertidae.